Styela clava is the source of this 1715-nucleotide messenger RNA. The record is from RefSeq and is a predicted model, not a curated record. Lineage: Eukaryota; Metazoa; Chordata; Ascidiacea; Stolidobranchia; Styelidae.
UUUUUGAAUGAAGACAGCAGAGAUGCGCUGCAAGUUUUUUUCCUGAUAAUUUGGCGUCGUUCAAACAAAAAGUUGCGGAAUUUGUUAUUCAUAGUUUAUUUUACAGCUAGUCUAAAUUAAGCAACUUUUAGGGCUUUUGCAAUUUUUUUUAUAUUAGGGCAAUUUUUUUGCAAAUAACGGCAAUGCAAUGUUUGAGACGAACUAUACAAAUCGGAUGGAAUACCAAUGUGAAUGUAACAAGGAUUACGCAGUCAAUAUUACACGUCGAGCCUACAAAACUAUGUGUUGUUUGUGUGAAUCAAAGACUACUCAACAGUUCAAGUCUGCAAAGCAAAAAUUUCACAUCAAAAUUUACGAAGGGUUUUAUGAGUCGCAAACUUGAAUAUUCUGAGCGGAAAACUUUAAGAUAUCCCUUAGAACUCAUGUAUUGCAUUGUUGAAGAUGUAGAUCGCUACAGCGAAUUCGUACCUUGGUGCAAAAAAAGUAAUGUUAUAUCAACGAAAGGUCCAGUGAAGCGUGCAAAACUUGAAGUCGGGUUUGGUAAAAUUACGGAGAAAUACAAUUCCACUGUUACCUGUGCAAAACCACAUUUAGUGAAAGCGAUCUGUACCGAUGGAUUGCUUUUUAAUUCUUUACUAUGCAUAUGGCAUUUUACGCCAGGACGGACUAAAAAUUCAUGUGUCAUUGAUUUUCAGGUUUCUUUUGAAUUCCGAUCUCUUUUAUAUUCUCAACUAGCAAAUAUGGUUUUUAAUGAGAUUGUAAGAACUAUGGUAAAAGCUUUUGAAAAAAGAGCUUAUGAAAUUCAAGCACUAAAUAAAAAAGAAAAUGAUGACAUUUUAAAACAAACUUUACCUUGAUACGUAAUAGCCCAAAAAUAAGUUCAAACCUCCAAUUAUUGUAGCACAUCAAAAUAAAUUGAAAAAAAUUUAAGUUGUGUAUAUACAUCUCCAAACAAGGCUUUAAAUAAGAUUCUACUGAUAGGUUAAAAGUUAUUUGUUUAUGAAAUAAUUUGAAUCAUACUGUCACAGGCUAAACAGAAUUUUUGGGUUAAACCUAUUUAUAUUAACUACCCAUGAUACCAUAAAUAAUCAGAUUACCUUCGAUAUCAAAUCGGGAACAUUCUGAGUAUUCAAAUUUCCAAACAUAGCUUUUUAUGUAUCAUUGAGGGCACGUUCAAAGUCUUAAGAGCUAAAUAAAACUUCAUAUGGAAAAAAUUAUUUAUCCCAAUAUUGUAUUAUUUGUUAUGUGUAUUUUUCAUGACGAUGUCACGAUUGCAUCUGAUGGAGUAAUUGAUUAUAAAUACCAGUGGUUGUUCAAAAAAAUAAUAAUUUUUGGUUAAUGUGUUUGUGAUGUUAAAUGUGUCUGAUCUACAAUGUGAGGAAACUUGACUGUUUCUAUUAACAUAUUAUGUUAAUUAUUUUGUUAAAGAUAUUUCAACGAUAUUUUGUGAAUAAGUAAGUUGAUAACUUGUAAAAUGUUUGAGAAAGAAAAAGUAAAUGAAAGUGUUUCUAUGAACGUUGAAUUCAAGGUUGGCACAAGGGAAAUUGAAUAAUAUAUUUGAGUCAGUUACGGUAGCUGAUGAGUCGAUUAUCUGAGAAUUACCUAAUUGUCUGAAAAAUGUGUUUCUGAUUAACUCUACUAUAAGGAAAAAUAUGCUUAUUAUAAACAGUCAACAAUCAGUCUCUUUUACUGAUGUUUACAGUUAUUUAUGUUUU